UCACCAAAUAGGUCUUCAUGAUCAUAAAGCUGACUGAUGGAAUUCCUGAAUAUUUCGAUCACGCGAUUUCCUCGUCAGUUCACACGCACACAUGCAAUAAAUAGGAGAUUUCAGACAAACUGGAUAACUCUCACCAGUGCAGUGACUGAUGCACGAUCGCGACCCCUGGUCCCCGGUGUUUACAAAUUCACAGCCAAGACCACUGACGUACCCUUUGGGACAACGCGGAGACAAUUUCUUGACGUUCUAGCCACAACACCGCAGAGACUCGCACCUGCCAGUGAAGGGACAGCCGCUCCGAACCAAUUCAACGGGUUUUGUCCGCAAGCAAGCUAAAGACAUUGGUUCGUCUGUCGUGGCUGGACACCUCCCAGGGCAAACCCACUUACAUAUCAGAGACACUGUAGACAGUUGUUCGACAGCACUUCCUAUAUAAUUUGAUCAUUUUCGUCCUAAUCUUUUGCGGCUGAGGCUCCAACCUGGUGACCAAAUUAAAAGGGACCAACAUGUCUAAUCUUCAACUUACGCUGUUGGCCCUCAUUCUAGGAGUUUACGUCACCUCUGUUGUAGGGAUGCCAAAAGAUGCUCCACAAGUACGAGAGAAGCGAGACCUCUUACAGCUUGGCCUCAUGUUGCAGUGUAGCACCAACAGGAGUAUGUGGGACUACAAUGGGUACGGGUGCUACUGCGGUCUCGGAGGGUCGGGGACCCCUCUGGAUGCAACUGACACAUGCUGCCAGACCCACGACCACUGCUACGAAAAAAUGCAUACAGAAAAGACGUGCGCCUAUUAUAUCGAGGUGUACACGGUAUUUUAUAGAUACACCCCGUGUUCGCUCUGCAGUGAUCUUUCCUCCUACUCCAAUUGGAUCUACAAGUUUCUCGCGGGGUCCCCUGAGUGUCGCUACCGGCUGUGCCAGUGUGACUCCGCUCUCGCCGCCUGCGUGAAGAAGGCCUCGCCAACCUUUAACCCGUCCUAUACACAUUACAAUAAGAAGACGUGUAAGCAGCUCAAGAGAUGGACUGACAUCUUCUCCCAGGAGGAAACAAACCAUGGCAUCCAAGAUGCUGGCCACCGUGUUCAUGGCAACCACAAGAUAGGCGGAGACAAGGGCGUUCAGUCCAUCAUGACCGCGGGACGACAGCACGAACGUCUGAAGACCGCCGGGCGACAGCACGAACGUCUGAAGACCGCCGGGCGACAGCACGAACAUCUUAAGAGCGCCGGGCGGCAGCACGAACGUCUCAAGAGCGCCGGGCGGCAGCACGAACGUCUGCGGCGGUGAUGGGUCCACACUGCAAGGGAAGUAACCACACGAGGAAAUCCAGGAAGUUCAGGCCCCGUUCCUAUUAUGCCAUUAAUGUGAUCCCUUAACGCAUUCCUGGUUGUGAUUUUUGUCUUCACUGAAGACGUAUGCUUCAUCGGUCAUGUGAUUACAUGUAUAACAGUUUGAUUGUUUGUUUCUAUUGGUGUUUUUUUUCAUAUGGCAGAAUAACGCAUUUGUACUAGUCAAGAUUUUAAGAAAAUGUUCAGGCCAAUAUUGUCAUAUAUUCUAGGUCCGGCAAGGAGCCGUCGCGACUCAUUUGUGUCCCAUUAAAGGAUGGAGGGCCCGUGAGACGAGUUUGUGUGUCUUUGGAAUGUUACGGUCGCCAUACACUUGAGAAGACUUGUGCAGUAAAUCGUUCCUUUCGGUCGUCGUCCAUUGGUUAGAUUGCCAGUCAUCCCAACGCAUGGAAUACCAGUGUUGGCGUAAAUGUCAUCUCAAUUAGGAAGGACUGGAGAAAUUGUAUAGAAUAUUACUUAUUUGAUUCUAAAACUAGAUUUGUAUAUUUGAAUCAAUAAAAACUACAAAACAUCA
Lineus longissimus is the source of this 1859-nucleotide messenger RNA. Its product is annotated as phospholipase A2-like. The record is from RefSeq and is a predicted model, not a curated record. Lineage: Eukaryota; Metazoa; Nemertea; Pilidiophora; Heteronemertea; Lineidae. The coding region runs from base 507 to 1286 and encodes 259 amino acids. Gene Ontology annotation, molecular function: phospholipid binding; calcium ion binding. The transcript has 4 exons. Gene Ontology annotation, biological process: lipid catabolic process; phospholipid metabolic process; arachidonate secretion.